GGGGAUCUGUUAUAAACAGAAGAUUUGUCAUAUACACACGUAGUGCAGCAGUUCGCUGUAUUUAUAUCUGAGGUAACGGGUAUUUCACGCACUUCCCUUGCUUUCCCACACCAUCAGCCAAUCAGAGAGGAGCAGGAGCUACGAGCUUUAAAAUCCGAAGGUGAGAUGGUUGUUUAUAGCACGCGAGUUUCCUUCCUCUCCCGCUGUGGGAAAACACUGUCACGAGCCACUAAAAGUGUGCCUGACACCUGCUUAGAAGUCCAGUGGUGUUGACACGACCAAUAAGUCGGUGUGAGGCAAUAAAACGAGUCCGACACGCUUCAGACAUCGAGACUUUGAUCUUUGCAGAGGUGUUAUUGCUCCAAUGAAAACGGACUUUCCCAGCCUCAGGUCCCAGUUUAUUGCAUUGAUGUACGUUACAGAGGGUCUCCAAAGAAAUGAAAAGAAAUUGCUAACGUGUGAUUUUAACAAAUGUAAUCUGCACGUGCGUGAGUUAAAUUAAAUGUUUACCAUUCAUUUUAUCAGAGGUGAAAAAGUUUGAACCUUUUAAUUCACAAGCCCCACUUUAAUUUGACUUAAAGAGAGUGUGGUAUUCCAGAUAGAAAUCAGUAAAAUAAUCAACAUUAAUACAGAUAUUAUCAACAAACAUUAUUAUUAUUUUUUAGAAACAUCUUAGUUUCAAUAAAAAUUAAAUUUUAUGACUAUAUACAACAUAUUAAAACUCCCAGCACUGGAUUUUGUUAGUCAAAAUAAUGUUUGCAUCAAGUUUAGAUUAUAUAUAUAAAAAAAAAAAAAAAAAGUAAAGAUGCAGUUUAAUCACAUAUUUAGUGCAUGAAACGCUAAAUUUAAUUAUUGAAAGAGUGAUUGACCUAUUGAUUAAUUGGAACCAGAUAAGGUAAAUGUAAGUCCUGUGGGAUUUGUACAGCCAAUGUUUGAUUUGAUUUGUUGAGGACGCCUCACCCACUGGCCUCAGAGUGUGGGAAAGCUAAUCCUGACUGGGACUCAUGGCUUUGUAAUGCUAAUGAGCUCCUAUAAAUAGAGGAGCACGACCCUCAUUCCCAACACAACCAACUUGCUCUCCUCAGAGAAACAUCUCUCCAUCUGAAAGAAUGGCUCCAACUUACAUGACUGACUACUCCAAACUUUCCAACAAGGAGAAACAUAAAUUAAGAAAACCUGUGGUGGAAAAGAUGCGCAGAGAUCGCAUCAACAACUGCAUCGAGCAGCUCAAAUCCAUGCUGGAGAAGGAAUUCCACCAGCAGGACCCAAACGCCAAGCUGGAGAAAGCCGACAUCCUGGAGAUGACGGUGGUCUUCCUGAAACAGCAGCUGCAGCCCAAGACUUCAGCUCCACAGAAAGCCCACUUGGAUGGCUAUUCCCAGUGCUGGAGGGAGACCAUGAACUUCCUAUCUGUCAACUCCAAGGUGGACGCUGUACGUCAGCAUCUGAACCACUGCCAAGAAUCCCAGAGAUCAGCUAAAGUCCUCACUCACAUGUCUCCGGCUUCCCAUCAGCCCACGAAGGUGAAGGAGGAACCAUGUGCUCACAGUCCGCUCUGGAGACCCUGGUAGAGACCCCAAGAUGACAGACUUUCACAUUCAAACUAGAUGGUGGUUUUACCAUCUCUUAUGUUGUAGGAGAUAAUUCCUUUUCUAUGUUAAUUUCUUUUGAAAGAAUGUCUUCACGUUGUGAAGUUUGUGGAUGGAAAUGGGUUUCACAAUGUGAAAGUCUGAUCUUCCACAGAUGAUUGUAUUAUGAUCAGAGGUUUAUUGCCUCUAUAGUUUUCCUCAUGGAUGGACAGUAAUAUACGUAUAAAUAAUCUUCAUGAUGAAGAGUCGAGGUUUAACUCCUGUGGAGUUGAUAAUUAUUUGCAAUGCAAAUGUUAUUGUUUCUUCUUAUGAAGGAUGUGAUUUUUCACUUAUGUCUAAUAUAUGGUGACAUAUGUUACUUGUGCAAACAUACUGUCACAAAAAUAAACACAUUUGAAUAUAAACAAUCCUGCUUUCCUCUAUGUAUGAUUAAUAGACUUUUGAAAUUUAAACAGUGUUUUUUUUUUUUUUUUUAACAAACCAUCUCACGUCAGUUGUCAAGUGGUCUUAUUUUCAGAUAAUGGGGGUCCAUUUACACUUUUACCUUAAUGUAAACUCCUUCAGAGUUGGGGUAUGGAUCAAUCUAUCUGGGUUUAUUUUGCAAUAAUGACCCUUACAAUAAUAAUCCCUUACAUUCUGAAUAUUAAAUGAGUUUAAAACCAUGUAUAGACCCCCAACCCCAAUGAUGAAUGUGAUUUCACCAUGUUCCUACAUCAACAUUUUUGAUGUUCCUGGAACAACAUUCCAAUCAACCAAUCAAAUUUGAGGGACAAGUUUACUGUUUAUGUCAAGUUUUGGCUUACAACCAGGGUUAGGUGCUUCUACAUCAGUGUUAUUCACCUGUCUUUCCCCUCUCAUUUUAGGGAUAAGUUAUGGGUAGGAUUAGGUUUAGGGGUAGGAAUAGGGUUAAGGACAGGAAUGUUGUUCCAGGAUCAACAAAAUUUGUUGGUCCAGUAACAUUUAUUACUUGGCAAAAUCAUGGUGACCAUAUUUUAAAAUCUGUCCUAUGCCCUUUAAGCAUUUUUUUUUUUUUUUAAAUAAUGUAAUCAUUGGCAUGUAUUAGUUGAGUGUGUACCAGGAGCAUGACUACAGAGUUCAGUGUGUGAGAAAGAACGCAGGGGCUUAAUGUUCGUGUUUGUACUUUGAAACCCUUGAUAAUAGGCACUGUGUGCUGUCAGCUCUGGUUUCAUCAGACAGCUGGUGUGG
Ctenopharyngodon idella (grass carp) is the source of this 2795-nucleotide messenger RNA. RefSeq names its product transcription factor HES-5-like. Gene Ontology annotation, molecular function: protein dimerization activity; RNA polymerase II cis-regulatory region sequence-specific DNA binding; DNA-binding transcription factor activity, RNA polymerase II-specific. The coding region runs from base 1110 to 1571 and encodes 153 amino acids. The record is from RefSeq and is a predicted model, not a curated record. NCBI's taxonomy places the organism in Eukaryota, Metazoa, Chordata, Actinopteri, Cypriniformes, Xenocyprididae. Gene Ontology annotation, cellular component: nucleus. The transcript is spliced from 2 exons. Gene Ontology annotation, biological process: anterior/posterior pattern specification; regulation of transcription by RNA polymerase II; regulation of neurogenesis.